Messenger RNA from Octopus bimaculoides (California two-spot octopus), 1170 nucleotides. RefSeq names its product spermidine synthase. Gene Ontology annotation, molecular function: spermidine synthase activity. The record is from RefSeq and is a predicted model, not a curated record. Gene Ontology annotation, biological process: spermidine biosynthetic process. Lineage: Eukaryota; Metazoa; Mollusca; Cephalopoda; Octopoda; Octopodidae. Gene Ontology annotation, cellular component: cytosol.
AUUCAUAAAGAUUCGUUUGUCUCUUCCCUCACUCAUCGCUUAAUUGACUUGCAAGGCGCAUGCGCACCAAUACAGGAUCGCUCGAAGUUUUAAUAUCACGCUUUGUGAUAACCACAGUCCAGCAGAUCAAUUAAUCUUCUCACUGACCAAAAGACAGCGAUGAAUAAAUUAAAAGACGGCUGGUUUAGUGAGGUUAGUGAUCUCUGGCCUGGUCAGUGCAUGUCUUUGGAAAUUGAACAAGUAUUGCACAAAGAAAAAUCUGAUUUCCAAGACAUCAUGAUUCUAAAGAGUAAAUCAUUUGGAACAGUGCUUGUUCUUGAUGGUGUUAUUCAAUGUACCGAAAGAGAUGAGUUUGCUUAUCAAGAAAUGAUUGCAAAUUUACCACUCAAUAGUCAUCCUUGUCCAAAAAAGGUGUUAGUGAUUGGCGGUGGUGAUGGAGGAGUUCUGAGGGAAAUUGUGAAACAUCCUGAUGUUGAAACUGUGGAUCUUUGUGAGAUCGAUAAGAAAGUAAUUGAAUUAUCACAGAAGUAUUUACCACAACUAGCUUGUGGCUUUUCUAGUCCAAAGUGUAAGAUUCAUUAUGGCGAUGGGUUUAAAUUUAUGGAGAAUCAUAAAAAUGAAUUUGAUGUCAUCAUCACUGACUCUUCCGAUCCCAUUGGUCCUGCAUCUUCCCUCUUUGAGAAAUCAUAUUAUGAAUUAAUGAAGAAUGCUCUCAAACCAAAUGGAAUUAUAUGCAACCAAGGUGAAUCAAUGUGGCUUCACUUAGACUUGAUUAAAUCAAUGAAAAAUUUCUGCCACCAAAUUUAUCCUGUUGUAGAAUACUGUUAUACAACAAUACCUACAUAUCCAAGUGGUCAGAUUGGUUUUCUCAUUUGCAGUACAAAUCCAGAAAGCAAUUUAAAAGAACCUGUUCGUGAAUUCAGUGCUGAAGAAGUUAAAAAACUUGGAUUACGAUAUUAUAACAGUGAUAUCCAUAGAGCUAGUUUUGUUCUGCCAGAGUUUGUCCGACAGGCAUUGUCGCAGUGAUUGUAAAGACAGUCCUUUUUGGAAUGGUCAUAUUCAUUACAUGAAGAAAAAGUUGUCUCAUCUGGAAAAUAUAUAUAUUCAAUAAACCAAUCUCUACUUAGAUUGUGUAAUUUUUUUCUUCUAAUAAACAGGUGUAAAAUCGAA